Molecule: messenger RNA, 1935 nt
Organism: Babesia bigemina
Lineage: Eukaryota; Apicomplexa; Aconoidasida; Piroplasmida; Babesiidae
Exons: 1
Coding region: 1-1935 (644 amino acids)
Biological process (GO): glycolytic process
Cellular component (GO): cytoplasm
Molecular function (GO): pyruvate kinase activity; potassium ion binding; magnesium ion binding
Source: RefSeq, a predicted model, not a curated record
AUGGCGGCGUGCGCCACCGGCGGUUUUCAGGGUGUCUCGAAUGCCAUUGUCGGCAAGCGCCUCUGCAUUAGAAAUGUAUCAUUUACUGUCAUCACGGCUGUUCUUGCAACUUUCGUGUCGCAAACGUUGCAGGUAACGGCAACGCCGGCGUUGGCCCCAGUGGAGGUGCCCGUAGGAAGCUUCCUGACCCUUACAAAGCAGGUGUCGACGCUUGGACCCUCGUCUAACGAUGUUGACGCCCUUAACGAGCUCUUCGACGCUGGCACUGAUGUGUUUAGGCUGAACUUCGCCCAUGGCUCUCGCAUAUCGAAGCUGCGUCUCGCGAGGAUUGUGAGGCAGCUGGAGCAAACGGAUGCGUCAGGUGCGCGCAGUCGCGAUGGAAGCACUAUUGUUCGUGCUAAGGCUCUGUUAGGUGAUGUGCAGGGGCCAAAGUUGCGCGUUGGCAGGUUCGUGCCGAACCCGGACGCCAAGGGUGUUAGUCCCAACAGUGCUAAAGCGGAGUUCGUCAACCUGAAGAAGGGCGAUCUGUUCACUUUCGACACUUCGGAUGCGAGGGGUGACUCGCGCCGCGUUCAGUUUGACUUCCCCGAGAUAUUGCGACAGCUGGAGGUGGGAAAUGUUAUUGCGCUGGACGACGGCAACAUCAACAUGCGUGUGGUCGGCGUGGACAGGCUGGGCCCCUCAGUACAGACAGAGGUGAUGAACGAUGGCGUGUUGUCGAGCCGUAAGGGUUUUUCGGUACCCAACGUGGCGCUGCCGGUUGACCUGUUCAGCGCGAAGGACGUGAAGGAUGCUGUAUUCUGCUAUGCAGCAGGCAUGGACUUCAUAGGCGUGAGUUUCGUGCAGAAGAAGCAGGACAUGCUGUAUCUGAAGAACAUAUUGCUCGAUUUCGCUGAGAGCCCGUUUUACCCGGCGCUGCGCGAGCGCAUGGACCGCAUAGAUGCAGCUACACUGGACGCUGACCAGGAGGACGCGGAGAUAGAAGCGAUUCUGGAGCAAUACUACACGGAGAGGUUUUUGCCCAACAAGCAGGCGAUGAUGACCGAGGUGCCUAAGAAGGAGGAAGUCGGUAUUGGCCUUAUCCCCAAGAUUGAGACCCAGCCUGCGUUGGACGACAUUACUGGCAUUUUGGAAGUCUCCGAUGGCCUCAUGGUCGCCCGUGGUGAUUUAGGCGUGGAAACUGAAAUCACCAACUUGCCCAUCAUCCAGAAGCGUCUGGUUCAACUUUGCCGCCUCGUGUACCGCAAGCCCGUCAUAGUUGCCACGCAGAUGUUGGAGAGCAUGCGCACCAACCCCAAGCCCACCCGCGCCGAAACUACGGAUUGCGCCAACGCCGUUUACGACGGAGCGGACGCAGUCAUGCUUUCUGCGGAGUCCGCGGCCGGACAGUACCCGACGCACUCGGUAUUGGUGCAGCGCACCCUCGUGUACAACGCCGAGAACGACCCCUACUUCCGUGCUAUGCAAAUCACCCGGGAGAUGUUGCUGAACGACCAACUGUUGGCCAACCUGAAAGGUGCCACUGCUAGCGACGUGGAGAGCAUCAACGCACUGGUGCAGCUGGACGUUAAGUUUGCGAAGGAAUGGAAUUCCAGGCACAGCGCCCUGCUUGCAGCCUGCGAGCAACUGUCCAACGAUAUUGUGACCAAAGGUGUGGAUGCGAUAUUCGUGCACGCCGAGGACCGUGGUGAGCUCCUGCAGUGGGUGUCAACCAAGCGUUACACCAUUCCCAUUAUCCUGAUAACCCGCAACGUGGAGCUUGCUCGUCGCCUGCAGCUGACCUGGGGUGUCAAGGCACACAUAUUGCCCAGUGGAGGCGACCCUUCCAAAUUCGCUCAAGAGCUAGCUCCCAUUUACGUGCAACCUAAACGGAAAGCUCUCAUGGUGGAAGCACACAGCAACGUAGUCGACUCGAGUGUGUCAUUCGAAGUGUAA